Molecule: messenger RNA, 557 nt
Organism: Ruditapes philippinarum (Manila clam)
Lineage: Eukaryota; Metazoa; Mollusca; Bivalvia; Venerida; Veneridae
Exons: 4
Coding region: 141-479 (112 amino acids)
Source: RefSeq, a predicted model, not a curated record
AUGACAACGAUUUUAUUAUCCCAAAACGAUAUUUGCACAAAAUAAUAUUCGCAUGAAAUUAGAUUAACCACAUCAUCAAAUUACAAGAAAAUCAUAUUUUAAUCCUGUGAGUUUUCCAAUGGUUUCUUUAAGUUUAAGCUAUGAAGCCAGGCAGUCUGCUAUGUGUUGUUUGUGUUAGCAUUAUCAUCAUACUUCUGCUAGACUGUGUGACUGAGGUUCAUUCUGGAAGGGUGCAAUAUCAAUAUAAGAAAUACACUUACAGGAAAAAAAGAGAUGAUAAGAUCUACAAGAAUGCAAAACAACCUUGUGAUAUAAAUCCUGAUUGUCUUGCAAAAAGAGGAGCUGAACAAGCUAUUUGUAUACGGAAGUGCAUCUCUGACUUUUGUUACACCGACAUUUAUUCUCAAGACGAGCUUGAAGAAGGAGAAAUUGAUGUGAGACUUAAUUCUUUUAAAGGUUGUGUUUCCCAAAGAAAAUAAAACUGAACUGUGUGACUUCGAUACAGUCAUAUAAAUGUUAUUAAGUUGUGAACACAAAAAUCUUAGUGACUUUUUAGA